Nematolebias whitei (Rio pearlfish) is the source of this 2069-nucleotide messenger RNA. Its product is annotated as inactive all-trans-retinol 13,14-reductase. The transcript is spliced from 11 exons. The coding region runs from base 28 to 1869 and encodes 613 amino acids. The record is from RefSeq and is a predicted model, not a curated record. Lineage: Eukaryota; Metazoa; Chordata; Actinopteri; Cyprinodontiformes; Rivulidae.
CAGAAACACAGAUUCAGAUUUUUGAAAAUGUGGCUCCUGAUCGUCCUGUUCUUGUUGGUUGUUUGGGCUGUCGGCACCUACAGGUACUUGUUUGGGGUAGCAAGUCCUUUCUCUCUGGAGUCAGUGAGGCCUCCAGAACCUCGAGAAUUUGACCAGAAGAAGAGGGACAAAGUCAUCAAGCAAGGUUUCAGUGUUGACAAAGUGCCCCAGGACCUGGAUGUGAUUGUGAUCGGCAGUGGAAUCGGUGGCCUGACGGCUGGAGCCACGCUGGCCAAAGCAGGAAAGAAAGUCCUGGUUCUGGAACAGCACGAGCAGGCCGGAGGCUGCUGCCACACUUACACAGAGAAAGGCUUCGAGUUUGAUGUCGGUCUUCACUACAUCGGUCAGGUCCACGAGAACAGUCUGCUACGAAUCGCCUUCGAUCAGAUCACCGAGGGCCAGCUGGAGUUUCAGAAGCUGAAUCAGCACUUUGACACCAUCCACAUCGGCCUGGAAGAAGACAAACGGGAGUACACCAUUUUCUCUGGGAAAAAUGAGAUGAAAACACACUUGCUUAAACAAUUCCCUGCUGAGGAGGAGGCCAUUGAGACAUUCUUCAAAAUCAUGAAGAUUUCAGCGAAGAAGACUCAUUAUUUGGCGACUCUGAAGCUGAUCCCUCAGUGGAUCGCUUUGUUUCUGCUGAAAUCAGGAAUUGCAAAUCUUGUCUCGCCGGUCUUCCGCCUCUCUGGAACAUGUGCCACGGAUUUCAUGAACACGCUGACCAAAAACAAGGAUCUGCAAAUCAUCUUCUCUUACUUUUUCUAUGGAGUUCCUCCAAAAGAAUCCAGUAUUCUGAUCAACGCCCUCCUGCUUCAUCACUACAAACGAGGAGCCUACUACCCCAAAGGAGGUGCCAGUGAGAUCGCUUUCCACAUCAUCCGCACUAUUCAGAAGUACGGAGGGAACUGCUUGGUCAGAGCUCCUGUCUCCCAGAUCCUGGUUAAUGAGAAGGGAGCAGCUUAUGGUGUGAAGGUGAGGAAAGGUCAGGAGGACGUGGAGGUUCAUGCUCCUGUGGUGGUUUCCAACUGCGGCGUCUUCAACACCUUCCAGAAGCUUCUCCCACCUGAGGUCCGAGACAAACAGGACGUGCAAACACGAGUGAACUCGAUGAAACACGGCAGAGGAUCGAUCUUGGUCUUCUCUGGUUUUGAUGGGACAGAGGAGGAACUGGACCUGGUGUCCACUAACAUCUGGCUGUUCAAAAACAACGACAUGGAUAAAUCGAUGGAGGAGUUCUUUGCUUUGAGUAAAGAGGAGGCGCCAGAGAACAUCCCCAUGAUGUUCAUCACAGUUCCUUCUGCCAAAGACCCCGAGGCCAAACUAAGACACCCAGGGAAAUCCUGCAUGACCAUCCUGACCAUGGUCAAGUACGAGUGGUUUGAAGAGUGGAAGGACACCACGGUGCGCAAACGGGGUGACGACUACUACGACUACAAAAUGAGAUUUGCUAAGAACCUCUUUGACUGGGCCUGUACCCUGUUCCCUAAAAUUAAAGACAAGCUGGUUUUUCAGGACGUAGCGACCCCGCUGACCAACAUGCACUACCUGGGCUCUCAGCGUGGAGCCAUGUACUCUUCUGAACACAACCUGGAACGGUUCUACGCCGAGGCCGUAGCCAGGAACCGGUGCAGCACGCCCAUUGAGAACCUCUACAUCUCAGGUCAAGAUGUGUUCAGCUGUGGGAUAGCAGGCGCCCUGCAUGGAGGGCUCCUCUGCGCCUCCUCAGUGUUGGAUCAUAUCGUCUACAUCGACUUGCUCCUCCUCAAAAAGAAGCUGAAGAGGAGGAAAGCCAGGGAGCUGGCCCAGAUGUCCAAGAAGAAACUGCACUAAGAGUUUUGCCCACUGCAUCCCCUGCAGGACAACAGUGGAUCUUCACAUUAGUGCAGGGUCUCCUCCUCCUCCUGAUCCUCUUGGUGCAUCAUCAUUUUCAGACCAGUUUAAAGCAGCAGCCCCAAAACUUUUCAAUGUCCAAUCAACAAAAUAUCAGCAUCAGAGGCUCGUGACCUCAGAUUUUACCAGCUCAAGUAAAC